Cutaneotrichosporon oleaginosum is the source of this 1482-nucleotide messenger RNA. RefSeq lists its product as uncharacterized. The record is from RefSeq and is a predicted model, not a curated record. Lineage: Eukaryota; Fungi; Basidiomycota; Tremellomycetes; Trichosporonales; Trichosporonaceae.
CGCGACGCGAAGGCACUCUACGUCGGGGCCUUGUUAAAAGUGAGUAUGGCAUCUUUGUUGUUGUUGCCUCUGCCCCGUUCAGCACCUCGCCAUCGCGGUGGGCGUGUGGCGCUGCCACGCUCAGCCUCGCUCGCCCACCUACCUCGGCCACCCGCGCAACUUCCGCUAACAUCAGAUUCUGCAACGGUUCGAAGACCGGGAUCCCGAUGCGCGCGCAUGGAGCCAAGAGCUGGAAGCAAUGGGCCCUCUGCCGCGGGCGCAAUCUCCCGCGUCCUCCGAAAGCAGCUUCCACUCGUCGCGCGCGUCGCCGCCCCCCGACUCCGGAUCGGGGGGGUACUACCCACCACCCGAUCCGUCGCUGCCUGCGCCGGACGUCGCGCCGAACAUAAUCCCCCCGAGCGCACUCACGCCGUCGCACCGCUCGCUCGUCAACAUCCCGCCCUCGUACCCGUACUCGGACACGGGCAACGCAGCGCCGCUGGCGCCGAGCAUCGGCUCGCGCCCGCAAAGCUUGUUCGGCGGCUCCGCGCCGGACCGGGACCACCUCGCGGCGCUGCGCGCGCGCCGCGCGCCCGCCUCGGGCCUGGGCUACGUGCCCGAAAGCCCGUCGGGCCCCUCCCACCCGCUGCCGGCGCAAGCGCCGCCGCGUCCCGCGUCGCACCAGCCGCACCAGCACAUGGCGCCGCCGCCGUUUGGGCCGCCGCGGUUCGCGUCUGUCCCGCCCGGCGCGCCGUACGCGCGCGACUUUGGCACGCCAGACAUCUUCGCCAUGCCCGCCGCGCAAAGCCCGUACCAUCCCAGCCCGUAUGCGCGGCCCGCGAGCGCGAGCACGUACAGCGUGCAGCCGCUCAACUUGCCCGCGACGCUGCAGCAGAUCCACACGUCGCUGCAGGCGCUGCAUGAGCGGCUGGCGACGUUGGAGCGGACGCAGAGCGCGCUGCUGCGGCGCGAGGAGCGGCGCGACGGGCGCGGGUGGUGGCCCUUCUCGUUUAGUGGCGAGGAGGAUGUGCUCGACGACGCCGAGAUGGCGGCCGAGCGCGAGUGGGAGCAGUACGACGAGAGCCGCGGCGCGUGGGCCCCGUACUCCCCUCACAGCCACAGUACGACCAUCCGGCUGCGCAAGAAGAAGGGGCUGACGGCGCGCGUCGCGUGGGCGCUCAUUACCGCCGUGAGGCGUGCGGUUAUUGGUCUCGGCGCGGCUGUGUUGGUCGGCAGCAUCGCGCUCCUGUUCGUCACACCGCGGUGGCAGCGUACACUGCAAAUUGCGAUGCGGCGCGCGCGGUUGCGCGUCGCACGCGCGCUGGCUGAUCACUAGAGGUUGGGGUGGAGGCGUAGAUGCAUAGGGCCGUAGAUACGCAGCAUGUAGUCGCAGUUUGAAUCUACAUUGUGAGAUGUAGUCUGCACACGGGGAUCAUGGCCGCGGGUGGUCCUCCCGGCUAUCUCCGCUUGAUCAGAACACCGACAGCCGAUCUCCCAUUACGC